Limanda limanda (common dab) is the source of this 2240-nucleotide messenger RNA. It is a transcript of the gene hhat, whose product is annotated as hedgehog acyltransferase. The record is from RefSeq and is a predicted model, not a curated record. Lineage: Eukaryota; Metazoa; Chordata; Actinopteri; Pleuronectiformes; Pleuronectidae. The coding region runs from base 79 to 1584 and encodes 501 amino acids. Gene Ontology annotation, biological process: protein palmitoylation. Gene Ontology annotation, cellular component: endoplasmic reticulum. The transcript is spliced from 12 exons. Gene Ontology annotation, molecular function: palmitoyltransferase activity.
AGACAACACUCCCACUGACAGUGACAUGAACAACAGUCCGACAGCAGCAGGUGCACUAUAGCACAGUGAUUUUACCUGAUGACGUCCAAGUCCAAGGCCCAGUGGUCCCCGUUGCCACGGACAGAGAUCCUUGUGUACUGGGUGCUUUCCAUUGGCUCACACCUCUACUCCUUCUACCAACUGCACAGGUUCUCCAAAGAGCAUGAAGCAGGGCUGGCAAGAGAAUUCCAGCUGGAAGAAGGUCUACUUAAGGGUUUUAAAAGGGACCCUUCAGACUUUGAGUGGAGCUUCUGGACUCAAUGGGCCAAGAAGUCCUUACUUUGGACUCUGACUGGUCAUGGCAUCUUAUCCAGAUUCACCAGCAGCUUUUACCCAAAGCUUAGGGUGCCAGUGCUCACGAUAUACGGCCUCGUAGCAGCCAGCAGCGUGUUGGGGGUUAACGGUGUGACUGUGCUGCUGGUGCAUCUGGCUCUGACCUUCUCAGUGGCCCGGCUGCGGAAGCCCGCUCUGUCGUGGGGGUGUAACCUGCUGCUGCUCUCCACCCUCCACAUCCAGCCACUUCAAGAGAUCCAGAGAGGCUGGUACGAGACUGAGGAGGAGUACUAUCUGCUGCUCUUCAGCGUUGCUGUCUGUGGUCUGCGCUUCAUCAGCUUCAGCCUGGAGCACUGCUGGUGCCCCGCAGGCCGGGGGGGUGUAGUGCAGCUCGGCUGGCUGUUUUCAUACACCUUCUAUCAUCCCUUUUUCUACAAUGGACCCAUCAUCCCGUACAAAGACUACACCGAGCAGAUGCAGAGACCUGCCGAGGAGAGCGACAGGGACGGAUCUGCUCUCAGAUACUUGGUGCUCAGAUCCGGACGCAUCGUUCUGUGGUGGUGCGUCGCAGAAUACAUGAUCCACGCUAUGUACAUGCACUCCAUCCAGUCUAACGAGACCUACUUAGAAAUGAUUCCUCCUUGGGCCUUGGGCGGUCUGGCCUUGGCCCUCGUCCAGUUCUUCUAUGUGAAGUAUCUGGUGCUCUUCGGCCUUCCAUCCAUGCUCGCUACUUUGGAUAACCUGGUUCCCCCAAAGCUUCCAUCUUGUGUCAGCAUCAUGCACAGUUUCACAGGGAUGUGGAGGCACUUUGACGAGGGGCUGUACCGAUGGCUCAUCAGAUACAUCUAUGUGCCGUUGGGAGGUGCACGACACGGCCCUCUGUCUAAAAUCCUCUCCACUGGUCUUGCGUUUGGAUUUGUGUGCGUCUGGCACGGGGGGCGGGACUACCUGCAGUACUGGGCCCUGAUGAACUGGGCCGGAGUUCUGGUGGAGAACGGAUUCAAGUCGCUCUUUGCUGCGUCCUCUAUUCACUGCAUUGUCGAGCAGUAUUUCUCUGCAGCGAUGAGAAGGCGCUCCGUCGCUCUCCUCUCUGCCUUCUCCACUGCGAUGCUCAUCCUCUCUAAUCUGGUGUUCCUCGGGGGGACACACGUUGGCAGAAUCUUCUGGAAGCGUGUCGUCAUUCAAGGCUGGUCUACGGUGGCCCCACCAAUGCUGGCGUUCCUCUACUGCUUCGCUCACAUUGGACUGGAGUGGACUUCUCAGCCGCCAUGAGUCACCUUGACUUUGAAUCGCAGCGGGAGCGUCCGAGCGACCGGACAAACCAGAACGAGUCCAGUGCCUUGCUCGCACCCCCCCGUGCCUCUCUGGCUCGUGGCCACGGAACCCGUCCCAACCUGGCUGAGGUGCAGCGGAGCAGCUGCUUCCCACAACCUGCAGGACCAAGAGAGAACCUGUCUGCUGGGACUUAAAGGAUCAGUGUGUGGGCUUCUUUCCAAGAGGAGGGUUUCCUUUAAAUGUAAUAAACUGUAAGAGAACCAGGGUGAUGCCGUAAAUUCCCGAGCAGGCGUUCAGAUAAGUCACAUCUUUGCUGUGUUGAGGCCUGUUUCCACCGAAUGAGCUGCACUGGUUCACUGUUAUUCUGAGAAACAGCAAAGCAGAAUAUGGACCUGGAAUCAGUCCUGGUUCUAUGACUCUGAUAGGAUAUUGCUCAGUGGUGCGGUGAGGUGGAUAAAUUCCUGUUUACUGUCGUCCUGUAGUUAGCCACAUGACGUGUGUUUCCAGAGGCAGAGGAGCCGGAGCAGAGCAGCUGAUCAGUGUCAGUCUCUCUCUGUCGACGCUAAUAUUAGAAGAUGUGUUGCUCAAAAGCUUCACAGAGUUGAAUUAUCACAGUUUCACAGGAAAACAUAGUUUGGAGCAAGGAUUUUUUU